AUGAAAUCUUCUGUUGCUACUUGGGUAUUCUUCGCCUUAGGCUUCGUUCAAUGGGCAUGUGCUGAAAUUGUUUAUUUCUCUAUCUAUCUCACCUGGGCGCCAAGAGAGGUUGCAGGCUUCACAAGAGAUGUGAUUCUGGUCAAUGGUCAAUAUCCUGGCCCUCAAUUGAGUCUAGUGCAAGGCGACGAAGUCAUCUUCGACGUUCGGAAUGAAUGUCCAUUCAACGUCACUGUUCAUUUUCAUGGCAUUGAACAACUGAACACACCGUGGUCGGAUGGUGUCCCAGGUAUGAGCCAGAUACCAAUUGAUGAAGGGGAUUCUUUUCGCUAUCAGUGGACCGCACACCAAUACGGUGCAUACUUCUACCAUGCACACCAUCGUGGCCAAAUUGAAGAUGGUCUUUACGGCCCGAUCUAUAUCGAACCGUCAAACUCUGAAGAGAGGCCCUUCAGUAUGAUCACAACCGAGGCUUCUCAGCUUCAGGCUAUGCUUGUUGCAGAAGAGAAAACCACGCCGGUUCUACUUUCAGACUGGCGGCUUUUAACAUCGGAACAAAUUUGGGCAGCCGAGGAGGCAUCUGGCGUAGAUGCAUUCUGCGCGAAUGCCCUUUUGAUUAACGGGAAAGGCUCGGUCUAUUGCUUUUCAGCUGCAGAACUCGAUGCUCUGACAACUGAUGAUCAGAAAUCUGUUUUGGGCAACGAAUCACUGACAGAUAUUGGAUGCUUCCCGCCCGAUAACGUCGGCACGGAAGGAAAUUACACACAUGAUUACAACAAGCUGCUACCGACCAUGUUUUAUGGGUGCACGUCAUCUCAAAGUGCUCAUGAAGUCCUGACUGUCAAUAAGAAUGACCAGUACGUUAGUUGGGAUUUAACCAGUACAGCUGGGAUAUUACACCUAAUGUUCUCCGUGGACGAACACGACAUGUACGUCUAUGCCGUCGAUGGUCGGUACAUCCAGCCCGUCCUCGUGAAUGCCAUCAAUCUUCCUAGUGCAACACGCUACUCAGUCUUGGUACCCCUGAACCAAGUCCAGGGUGACUAUACGAUCCGCAUGGUGAGCGGAACUGCGCAACAAAUCAUCAAUACAACUGCCACACUACAGUACGAGGGUAAAUCUCAGCUCACCCGACCAUCCAUCCCAUGGAUCACAACACAAGGCACGAAUGCUACUGCCGACACAAUUCUUCUGGAUGACACAACCAUAGUUCCAUUCCCAGCUGUCUCGCCUGACUAUACAAUCGAUCAAACCUUCAAGCUGCACAUCGACCAUUUCAACGCGUCCUAUCUAUGGACUCUGGGGAACACCAGUUUCAAUCUCGAACUUGAAGAGUCGCAGCCUCUGCUUUUUAAUCAAACCGCUAUACCCAGCGACCUAAUCAUCAAAACAAAAAACGGAACAUGGGUCGACCUCAUUGUCCAAGUCGGUACACCGUUGCAGCCUGCCCACCCGAUUCAUAAGCAUUCGAACAAACAUUUCGUUAUUGGUCAGGGAGACGGUGAUUUCACCUGGGAUUCUGUCGCAGACGCUAUCCUGGAAAUCCCUGAUUCGUUCAACUUGGUCAACCCACCCAUGAGAGAUACGUCAGCCACGCCUAUCGCGGUUACGGGGCCUGUGUGGAUGGCAUUGCGGUAUCAGGUUGUGAAUCCCGGGGCUUUUUUGAUGCAUUGUCAUAUACAGGUUCACCAGGAUGGAGGGAUGGCGUUAGCCAUUUUGGAUGGAGUUGACGCAUGGCCGACUAUCCCAACUGCUUAUUUGGAUGGAUCGGGGUUUUGA
Molecule: messenger RNA, 1776 nt
Organism: Penicillium verhagenii
Lineage: Eukaryota; Fungi; Ascomycota; Eurotiomycetes; Eurotiales; Aspergillaceae
Product: Laccase abr2
Exons: 3
Coding region: 1-1776 (591 amino acids)
Molecular function (GO): copper ion binding; oxidoreductase activity
Source: RefSeq, a predicted model, not a curated record